UAGAGAAACGACAAAUGGUGAAACUUUUAGUCGACUUGAAGGAAAUCAACGGUCGGUAAGAACGAGAAAACAGACUUUGCUGUCGAUUUGUUGAUUACAGUCGAGAAUAUAUCGAUCUUCAGUAAAUGUUCUCGCAUAAAUAUCAUCUGACGAUACGUGGACACACGUCCGAAUUUGUUGAUAAGUUAUUUCGCGUUUGCAGAUAUACAAGAAAAAAAUAAAUCUGCGAAACAAAUUUAAUUGCAAAAAAAUGAUAUUAUAAAUUGUAAAGAAAUCAAAAAACAUUUUAAUGAUAAAAAACAACUUGUUCUAUGUAAAUUACACAAUGUGAUCUCUUGUGCUAGUAGAAAUCUGUAGAUAAGAGUUACAAUAAAUAAAAAAAUAUUAAAUACGAAGAAAACGCUUUGUGCAAUAAUAAAAAAGAUGUUUUAGACAAAAUAUUGAAAAGUCUCUAUUACGAAGGAGAAUAAAAGUUACAUUUCCGAGGGAACUUUAUUGAACGCGUUGAGAGUGUUCUCGUAUUUUGUUCGCCGCCUUGUACCUGCCGUGCAUAAAUUUGAAGGCGUCACACCUUAAGUGUCCAGAAACAAACAAACAGGAGUUAAACAAAUGUAAAUCGCAUCUGGCGUGCGGCCAAUAUCAGCGAUCGAUUUUGCGGCCCGCGAAAUGCCUUUCAAGAAAUUCAGGCCAAAGUUCUCUAUUUAUCAAGUUUGCGUAACUAUACUGGAAGCGAAGCACUUGCCGCAAAAUGCGAAUCCGCUGGUCGUUGUCAAAGUUGGAAAUCGCAAGAAGAGGACUGUCGUACGCGAGAGGACCGAUAAUCCCAUUUACAAGGAGGUGAAGUUAUCCAGUCUGUCGAAACUGAUUUGUGUAAAACGCUCGACUUGUAAUUAUUACUUUGUAUUCAACUUCACGUGCAAUUUGGACAAUCUGCUAAACACGGAAAUCACGAUAGCGGUGUAUCUGCGCAACUUCCUUCGGCGACUGAAGUUUCACGGAAGCACUUCCUUCGAAGUUGCCACAGUGUGGGAACAAGCAGAAACACGCUCAAUAUUUUUCAAUAAGCAUUUCCAAGAUGUACGUUGCACAUAUGUAUAUAUAAAUGUAUCGCUUCUGCACAUAGAUCGUCAGUACUAUCAUAAGUGGGCAGUGUUGACAGACCCGAAGGAUCUGACAGCGGGCCCAAAGGGUUACGUAAAGUGCAACAUCACGGUGAACGUCAAGGAUGAGAAGGUGAAGGCGCAUCCAGAUACAAUGGAUGAAGACGAUAUCGAAGGGAAUCUACUGCUUCCUAUCGGUGGUGAGAGACUGCCCUUCAGGCAACGCGCUCGAUACGUCUUCGUCGUCUAUCGCGCCGACGGUUUGCCCGACAUGAGCAGCUUGUGCAGGAAAACCGAUUUCGAGAACGUUAAUCCCUAUGUGCAAAUAUCGUUCGCCGGGAUGAAGGGGUCGACGAGUGAAGCAUGGCAAACCUACUCCCCGAAAUUCUACGAGGCCAUCAUUUUCAAGGAAAUGUUCCCCGUGCUCUGCCAUCGCGUGAGAAUCACUAUAAAACACCGUAUCGACAGUUGCCGGACUUGCACUGUAGCAGUUCAUAUCCUGGACACGACGAAGAUCUCGAAUUCUAGAGAAUACGGAUUCCUGCCGACUUACGGGCCGUCUUUCAUCCACUUUUACGGAUCCGACUCUGUGGAAAAGAACGGCUGCUCGGGCAAAUGCUUGACGGCAAUGCCUUUGUAUCGCGGAAGGGUGCUUCUGUCGCUGAAAACUGAAAUGGAUGACCCAGAAGCAUCCCCCGGAAUCAGAGUUGAGACUGUUCCAGCAUUUCCCAUUAUCGAAUUUCUGACAGAAAAUGAGUUGUUGGAAAAGCGAGUAAAAUUCGAGAGUCAAUCAGCGCCGCGAACGACUGGCAGUUUGGAUGGCAAGUAUAAUUAUGUGCCUUUAGGAUCCAGGAAGCCUUGUCUAUACGUGAGAUCUUGGUGGCCAAAUUUGAAAUGGCGGAUGUACAAUAGCAAUAAUCUCCGCCAUAUCUGUGACUUUUUGGAAACAAGAUUAGAGAAACUAGAGGUUCUUAUGGCUAGGGAGAAUCCAGUAGCCUUCGUGGCUUAUAAUGAGACGAUGCACGCGUUAAAAGUUCAUUGCACACGUUACUUACACGUAUUGGACACCGGCAAGUACGAAAUCGAAGGGGGAACCACGAAACUCGAUCGCCACCGAGCAAGUUUGUGCCGCAGAAGUGUCGAAGACAUUCUCAAGAGAAUGAAGAUCACCGGUGAACUUCCUAAUAAUAAUUACAUGAGAAUCGCAAUGGUCCACGCGUAUCAGUAUCUAAGAAAAUUGAGGAACCUGUGCGACGAUCCCCAACAUAGUCUGCCGGAUAUCUUCGUCUGGAUGAUCGCCGGCUCGAAGCGAGUCGCUUACUCGCGACUGCCAGCCGAGCAGAUCCUCUACUCCGAGGAGGCAGUCGAAAUGGGCGGGAAAUGCGGUCGGCGAAUCAAUCUGUUCCCAAGGAAUCAGAACGACGAAAGAGAACCUGUCGAAUACAGCGCCUGCAAAAUCGAGGCAUUUUUGUGGCUCGGCAGCGCGAAGUACGCCGCCGCGUGUUGGAGCGCAAUUCCGCCGGGAUACGAGAUCGAUCACGGUAGAAAUGUCGACACCUUCCCAAAAUACAUCGAGUACAAUCAGUCCUCGACGUUCCAGUUGCGAGCUCAUAUAUUCCAAGGGCGCUUUGAUCCCGGAAUGGACGUUUCCGGCUUGCUAGACUCGUUUGUACGCGUCGCAUUUCGGGGAUACACGGCUUCCACGCAGGUAAUACGACAAAGUUUAGAUCCAUUUUGGGACCAGACGUUAAUUUUUCCGCCGAUUAUUUUACACGGAACCAAGGAACAUAUUAAAUUUCUACCACCCGAAGUCAUUUUGCAGGCUUUUCAUCAAGAUUUAUGCGGCACGAGAGAAUUCUGUGGUAGGUGUAUUGCCGUGCCAUUAGUGAAACUCGCCACGGAAACAUACUCGCCGCCCGAUUUCCCACCGAAAUUAGAGUGGUACAAAUUCCAGUCGCAAAAAGAUUGCACUGGUUCAGUGCUCGCCGCUUUCGAGCUGAUGGAAGUAGAGAACAAAGAGAUUUCGGACGUUCCGAUGAACAUGAUAGUAGAGGACAAGAUUUACAGCAUCCCACCGGAUAUCAGGCCGAAAAUGACAAGCUAUAGGCUGGAGGUGAUCUUUUGGGGUGUUCGCGACAUGAGAAAGAUAAAAUAUAUGCCGGUCCGCAGGCCGAGAAUUAUAGUGGAGUGCGCCGGAGUGCACGUCAAGUCCGAGGUGAUGAAGAACGCUAGGAGAUUUAGUAACUUUGAGGAACCGCACAUUAUGAUUGAGCUGUACCUUUGCCGAUCGAUUAUAGUCCCUCGAAGGAAGAGAGCAAAGGUCUCAUUGCAUAUAAGAGGAUGGCUGCAACGGACAUCUACUCUAAGAAAUCAGAUUUAUUCCACGGAGCUGGAGAUGCAGCCGCAAUUCGAAGAAUUUCAAGACCGACUCCGCUCUUUCGAAUUGUGGCGCGGGAGAAGGGGUGAAAGUCCAGAACACGGGAGCCCUGGAGAUAAUUACGCUGGUAAAUUCAAGGUAAAUUUAGGACAUAUUUCUAUAUACCGGUGGCCGCAUCCUGAUAAUCUUCCGUGCAAAACGAGAAGCGGGAGAGACGCGGCUAAUGGCCUGUGCAACGAUUAUCCGCCUCAAGAGCCUGUUAAGCUUCUCGUUAGACUCUACGUUGUAAAGGAGAUACCUUUCCAUUUUAUUCGCGGAAUUUUCUGGUGCACCUUAUACUCCUCGGUAAACUGGAAAACCCGUCUGCGGCAACGAGCCGACAGUAAAUUUGCUUUUCGCGCAGGCAUUAACUUACAACCUAAGGAUCCCCUCAGCGGCAAGUCCGACCCGUAUCUCUGCGUGAAGCUGGGAAAAAAUUCUAUCAGCGACAGGAAGAAUUAUAUACCCAAUCAAUUGAAUCCUACGUUUGGCCGUAUGUUCGAGAUCGAGGCAAACUUCCCGCAGGAUUACAUGUUAGAGAUUCAAGUAUGGGACUACGACGCGACGACGGCCGAUGAUCUGAUCGGUGUGACGCGCAUUGACAUCGAAAAUCGAUUUUACAGUCGUCAUCGGGCGCAUUGUGGACUCGCAAACGCUUACAGCACCGUCGGUUACAACGCAUGGAGAGAUCGCGAGAAACCGACGCAGAUUCUGGAGCUACUCUGUAGAAGGAACAAUUUACCGCCACCGGAAUACGGUGAACGCGAGAUUAAGAUUGGCAAGCAAUCGUUUCCCUUUCACGCCGUGAUUGAACGCGAAGGCGAGGUCGAGAAACUUGUAUUAAAUAAUCAAUGUCUUUCAACAGACAUAGAAGAAUGUAUGGCUCUCAGCGUGCUUCAUCACUGGCAAGAUUUUCCUACCUGCGGAUGCGCUUUGGUGCCGGAGCACGUCGAGAGACGGCCACUUUUCAACGUUAAGAGGCCCGGUCUCGAGCAGGGCAAACUCGAGAUGUGGGUCGAUCUGUUUCGAAUUGGGCAAUUGCCACCGAAAUCGGCGGUCAACAUCACUCCCCCAACACCGGAGGAAUAUGAAAUUCGCGUGAUUGUUUGGAAUACCGAGAACGUGCCGUUGACCGAGAGUCAAUUUCUCACCGGUGAAAAGUGUUCCGACAUUUAUGUCAAAGGAUGGAUUCAAUACGAGGAUCACCAGAAGACCGACAUUCACUACAACUCCCUGACCGGUGAGGGUAACUUCAAUUGGAGAUUCGUAUUUCGUGUCACGUAUUCGAAAGGCGAGAACGUUAUGAUAGUCCGCAGGAGAAUGUCGGUGUUCGCUAAAAACGAGAUCGAGGAGGAACUGCCUUGCAAGCUUCGUUUACAAGUAUGGGACAGCGAUCAUUUUUCCUCGGAUGAUUUUCUAGGAGAGUUGACACUAGACUUGUCGAGAAUGCCGCGAGGCAGUUUAAACUCCAAAACCUGUACGCUAAAGUUACUCGAACCGCAGUUACCUACAAUAAAUUUAUUCAAAGUUACCCGGACCAGAGCUUGGUGGCCCUUUACCCGUAGUAUUGGCGCAGGCAGAUAUAUACAAGCGGUAAAGUGUAUCAUAAAACCUCAACAAAUUUUGACGUAUUAUUACGAUGGUAACGUUGAACUGGAAAUAUCCGUUUUGAAGGCAAUAGAUGCGGAUAAUCGACCAGCAGGCAAAGGAAGAGAUCCACCUCAAAAUCUUCCUCCCCCAAGACGACCCGAUACUUCUUUCUCCUGGUUCCGCAAUCCAUGGAGAGCGUGCUGUUUCGUCGUUUGUCGCUAUUAUAAAUGGCGAAUACUAUGCUGCUUUAUGUGUACGCUAUUCGUGCUCUUAGUAGCAUGCGGGAUUUACGCUUUUCCUGGAUAUUUUGUUAAACGUCUUUUAGGCGCUUAGCUAAAGCGGUAUUUAACUUAUGUACGUAUGAAUACUUCUAAGUUUUAUUUUAUAAGCUUAAAAUGGUAUUAUUGUAAUUUAUGCAUAAAAAACAAA
This is a messenger RNA of Solenopsis invicta (red fire ant), 5535 nucleotides long. RefSeq names its product otoferlin. The coding region runs from base 667 to 5439 and encodes 1590 amino acids. The transcript has 24 exons. The record is from RefSeq and is a predicted model, not a curated record. Gene Ontology annotation, biological process: plasma membrane organization. Lineage: Eukaryota; Metazoa; Arthropoda; Insecta; Hymenoptera; Formicidae. Gene Ontology annotation, cellular component: membrane.